GAGACUGUCGUCGCGAAGUUUUCCCUGCAAACCUGCUUUCAAUCACGGCUUAUUGGACAGUCAACUGAGCCCUGUGGAAAAAGCAUCAGCUGGCGGACGCUUAACUGUUUUUAACCCUUUUGUCACCGGGAUCAUGAACAAGAACUCGAUCAGCACUGACCAGGAGCUGCGUCAGGGGGAGUACCUCACCAGUGAAGAUGGCAACUACAAAGCUGUCUUCCAGGAUGACGGCAACUUUGUCAUCUAUACCUGGUCCCCCAUUUGGGCAACAAAUACAUGUGGCAAAAACCCAUUUCGGAUCCUUCUGCAACAGGAUAACAACCUGGUUAUGUUCAACGAAGAAGAUAAAACUGUGUGGGCCUCUGGCACCUCCACCAGAAUGAACCUGACCGUGACUAAUGAAGGUCAGCUGGUUCUUGACCGUAAUGGACAAACAGUUUGGAGUGCUGGAAAAAAGUAGAUGUGAGAUUGAAAUAAAGAGCUCUUAUGUUUAAUAACUCACUGUUUUAUGAGUAUUAUUGUAUCAAAAUUCACUCUGUAGAGCGAAACUGGAUAUUUAUGAUGUUAUCUGCGUGAACUCGUCAACAAUAAUGAUUGUUCUCUUGGACUCAAAGGUCAAGGUCACUGUGACCACACAAAACAUGUUUUUGGACAUAAUUUAAGAAUUCAUAUCUGUUAAUUAUGAAACAAUUUAACUCAAAUGUCU
Seriola dumerili (greater amberjack) is the source of this 706-nucleotide messenger RNA. RefSeq names its product mannose-specific lectin-like. The record is from RefSeq and is a predicted model, not a curated record. The transcript is spliced from 3 exons. Lineage: Eukaryota; Metazoa; Chordata; Actinopteri; Carangiformes; Carangidae. Bases 134 to 460 code for a protein of 108 amino acids.